AUGGCUACUGUGACGACAACUCACGCUGAGCCCGCCGAAGAUGGGGAGUAUGUGUACUUCCAUUCGGGUUCUGAAGCAACCUAUCGCAAAGUCAGCAAAGCAGCAAAGGGAGAGUUCACUUCAAUCCCAGAGAUAGACAUUUCGAACAUCGACAGCCCUUCGCUAGAGGAGAAAAAGCGGAUAGCCAAGGAAAUACAUGAUGCUUGCAGCGUCUCCGGCUUCUUCUAUUUGACCAACCAUGGCAUUCCCGAAGCAGUGCUGAACCAGGCGUUCGAGACAAUGAAAAGGUUCUUUGCGCUUGACCACGAUACAAAGAUGGAUGCGCACGUGCAGAAGAAUCCAGCCAUCAGAGGUUAUGAGCCGCCUUUGGAAACGCGGAACGAUCCGAGAACGAAAGGAGACUCCAAAGAAGCUUUCACCAUGGGCGACUGUGUGAUCGAGCCUGAGCAAGACUACAAGGGAAGAGUAGGCGCCGACCCUCCGUCACACAUCAAGAAGCCCCAGAACAUCUGGCCGAAGGACGCCCCAUUCCUGAGGGAGGGGUUGUACAACUACUACAGCCAUGUGUUCCCGCUAGCGAUGAAGCUGGUUCGCAUAUUCGCGCUUGCAUUCGGCCUGGAGGAAACUGCACUUGACAGCAUAUUCAAGUUUCCGAUUACCGGGAUGCGAGCCUUGCACUACCCUCCAAUGCCGAAGGAAGAGUGCGGAACCAUCGGUCUCGGAGCCCACACUGAUUUCUCCUGGCUCACAAUGGUCCUGCAGGACUCGGUCCCGGCUCUCGAAAUCCUGAACAAGGACGGUCAAUGGGUGCAGGCGCCGCCCAGGCCGAACUCGUUCGUGUGCAAUGUCGGCCAGUAUCUAGAGCGGCAGACCAAUGGGAGGUUUGUGGCGACGGUUCACCGAGUGCGCAACCAGACGGGGGAGAGGCGCUACUCGCUGCCGUUCUUUCUCACACCGGACCCUGACGCCAACAUCCACGUGCUGGAUAGCUUCAUCGCGGCUGGGGAGGAGCCGCAGUACGAACCCUUCAAUGUAGGCGACUUGUACAUCCGCAGAGUGCUGCCUGCGCGACACAAACACCCGACCAGCAUCAAGUACAAGGAUGUACCAGAGUCGGAGUGGAAGUACGGAUUGUUGUACGGCUGA
Messenger RNA from Diplodia corticola, 1146 nucleotides. RefSeq names its product clavaminate synthase-like protein. The record is from RefSeq and is a predicted model, not a curated record. NCBI's taxonomy places the organism in Eukaryota, Fungi, Ascomycota, Dothideomycetes, Botryosphaeriales, Botryosphaeriaceae. Gene Ontology annotation, molecular function: dioxygenase activity. The transcript is spliced from 4 exons. The coding region runs from base 1 to 1146 and encodes 381 amino acids.